AAUUUCUCCACUAUAUGGCAGUACACGCUGUAUCCUCCGCGAAGAAGAGCAUUCUCCGCCCUGCUUGAAACUGAAACCUAAAGAAGAUACAUUGUUUUUCCCUGGAUCAACAACAUUGAUGCCAGAGUAACAUUCUGUCAUGGAUAAAGAAUCAGAAACAUCAAACCAUCAGCUGCUGAGGUGCUUGAAACCAAAGUUGAUUGACAUCUUGAGUGCUGAUCCUGAAUUACUUCUGCAGCAUGCACACUCUCGCAAGCUUGUGACAGAAAAUGGGUACAAGAAGGUCAGAGCCCAACAGAUUUCAACUGAGAAGGUGACAACUCUACUGGAUCUGAUAUACGACGGAGGGUCUAAGGCCUCACACGGACUGCUGGAACUGCUGAAGGAAGAUACCUUUCAGGAGAACUUCCCAAGACUGUCUAUCCUGGUAAACCCAGACCCAGAAGAAGCAUCAAAGAGGACCACUGAGGAUUCAGCACAACAGUCAAGAUCUACAAAUCAACCAUCCAUGAGUGUUGUCUCUGAAAUAGUGACACCGAAACAGCUGCUGAAGGUGGCUGGUGCGAUGUCCCGUACCUGGAAGGAAGUUGGAAUACAGGUGCUGGAUAUUAGCAGCGAGAAGUUGGAUGCGAUUGAAGCGGAAAAUAACACCCAAAAGAUGCGAGCAUUUCGCAUGCUGCAAACUUGGCGUUCUCGUAAAAGGGAAAAUGCCACAGCAGCCAAGCUGCAUGACCUCCUCAGCCAUGAGGAUUUGGGCCUUGACCCUGAGGUGUUAGAUUCUCUACUGGAGAGCAGUUGAGUCAAGCACUAUUCCUUUCAUUAUGUUUACAUGCACACCGUACUACCACUAUAUCUUAUUCAUCAGAUUUGUAGACUAAUCAUGGCAUUCACAUGUUACAGAGCCCAUCACGUGCCCUCAAAAUGUUUUAUUUCCCUAAUUUGAUCCAACAUAAAAGAUGCCUCCUCGUAAACGUUGAAUACAUCUUCGAAAUGUACGGCAAAAACAAAGCACCGCUGGUUCAUGCAGUGGUGAAGGGUAUGACUAAGUUGUUGUUAUGAUCUAAAGCUAUGCUUUUUAACCACAUAUCUUUGGACACACUUGGGAAAUUGGGAUCUUGGACCAACUCUAGUAAUUGUAUACAAUGCAAUAUUCUAUACUACUUUCAAGUUGAAUAAUUUUUAUUUUUAUAUAAAGCCUAUAUUUUA
This is a messenger RNA of Gadus macrocephalus (Pacific cod), 1206 nucleotides long. RefSeq lists its product as uncharacterized. The coding region runs from base 140 to 799 and encodes 219 amino acids. Gene Ontology annotation, biological process: signal transduction; regulation of apoptotic process. Lineage: Eukaryota; Metazoa; Chordata; Actinopteri; Gadiformes; Gadidae. Gene Ontology annotation, molecular function: protein binding. The transcript has 4 exons. The record is from RefSeq and is a predicted model, not a curated record.